AUCCACAUUCCUUCUACUUUCUUAGUCUUUUAAUUGUCUUUCUCUUUCCCUUCCCACCCAUACAGUCAAUCUACAAGAUGAAGCUCUCCGCAUUCGCCAUCGCCUGUAUCCUCGGCUACACCUCCGCCCUGCCCGUCUUCGGCGAACAGGCUCCCACACAAACUGGUGUUCAGCCCACCGGUACUGCGGCCUUCCAGAACCCUCCUCCAUCUGGCUCGGCUGGACCUGCUCCCUCUGGUGGCCCUAGUGGCUUCGGUCAGCAGGGUGGACACGGUGGUUCUGGAGAUGCUUCCGCUGGCGGUCAGGCAUUCCCCUCGGUGACCUUCUCCGGUGCUGCUCCUUCCGGAGGUCCUGAGGACCACCAGAAGCGUCAGGUCGAGAUCCCGGCCUCCUUCACCGAGGGUGGCUCUGCUCCCACCGCUGCUCCUUCUGGUGGCUUCGGUGGUGCUUCUCCUUCCGGCUCGUUUGGAGGCACUGUUCCCUCCGGAUCCCCCAACGGCCCCUCCCCCUCUGGCGGCGUUGGUGGUCAGGGCGGCGCUUCUCCCUCUGGUUUCCCUGGUGGUGCCUCUCCCUCUGGCUUCCCCGGUGGCGCUUCUCCCUCUGGUUUCCCUGGUGGUGCCUCUCCGUCUGGCUUCCCUGGUGGCGCCUCUCCCUCCGGUUUCCCCGAGGGUGCUUCUCCCUCCGGUUUCCCCGAGGGUGCUUCUCCCUCCGGUUUCCCCGAGGGUGCUUCUCCCUCCGGCUCCCCUCAGCAGGGUCACGGCUCGCAGAGCCACCACGGCGGCCACAGCGGCAACAAGCAAGGCCAGUCCUCAGACAACGCUUCCUCUGAGUCUGAGCAGAAGGUCGAGCGCCGCCAGUUCGACCAGAACCAGGGUUCCUCCUCCGAGGGAUCCUCCCACGAGAGCGGACAGGGCCGACAGGGCCAGGAGGGUGGCUCUUCCGGCUCCAGCGGCAGCUCUUCUGAAGGCCCCUCUCCCUCCGGCACCGUUGGUGGCUCUUUCCCCUCCGGCUCCUUCGGUGGCCAGGGCGCUUCCCCCUCUGGCUUUGCUAGCGGUGGCUCUUCUGGUUUCGGAGGUCAGGGUGCCUCCCCGUCCGGGUUCCCCGGGGGCGCUUCUCCUUCCGGCUCUGUUGGUGGGCAAGGUCCCUCGCCCUCCGGUUCUUUCGGUGGCCAGGGCCCGUCUCCUUCUGGCUCCUUCGGUGGUGCCGGUGCUGAGCCCUCGGGCGCUCCUUCCGGCGCUGCCCCCACCGGUGCUUCCGGCUCUUUCUAAGCUUGUGUGGGAAGAUUCUGUUUCUCGCGCUGCGUAUACACUCCUUCGACUGUUCGAUGUUUAGGUUGUGGAUAACCUCUAUAAGCACCGCUCUUCGACUAAUGGAGAAGGCAUGUGGAGGAAGCGUUCGAUUGAGUACGAACCAUGGGUCUGCGCAUACGAUAUAGGCCAGAGAACUGUCUUGGUGGAGAAUUAUGUACAGUACAAUAAUCAGGCAGCUUGAAUCAGACUAUUCUGCUAUUUGAAAACGGC
Messenger RNA from Aspergillus aculeatus ATCC 16872, 1520 nucleotides. RefSeq lists its product as uncharacterized. The record is from RefSeq and is a predicted model, not a curated record. The transcript has 2 exons. Bases 78 to 1268 code for a protein of 396 amino acids. NCBI's taxonomy places the organism in Eukaryota, Fungi, Ascomycota, Eurotiomycetes, Eurotiales, Aspergillaceae.